Bemisia tabaci is the source of this 2362-nucleotide messenger RNA. The record is from RefSeq and is a predicted model, not a curated record. Lineage: Eukaryota; Metazoa; Arthropoda; Insecta; Hemiptera; Aleyrodidae.
UAUUUUUCAGUGUUUUGGAAAACUUCACUGUGCCCGGGCCCGACCAAAAAAGAGCCCAGUAUGUGAGGGAAACAUAGGCAAUUAAGUAUGUCGUUUCAUUUUUAAGUCUCACAUUACGCGUUUAGAUGAACAUUUUCAUGCCAAAAUUACGACUAAAAUUGAAAUUUGAAUGGGUGAAAAAGAAGGAUGAACAUGAAACUGGUUAAAGUCUAUUGUCUCUGAGAACCUAUUCUUCAUCGACAUUGUGAUCUUUCUAAGCACUCUAGAGCCACAGAUUUGCAACUUCGCUAGAUUUUACACGAACCAGAACGAGAUCCAGUAUCGUGGGUGCACAAAGAAUCCUGUACAUCGAUGUCAAUCUAGCCGUGUCGUUGACUCGAACUCAAUUGUGAUUUACGUCAUUGGCUGGCGUUUGCAAAAAUGCCACACAAAUUCAUAGGUACUAUCCCGGUGUUUUGCCGGUCAGAUCAACCUCAACGGUGAACACAGUGAUUCCUCCAUUAGUCACAAAAACGGCCGAAGAAAUAGAAAAAGCACUUUUAAAACAUGAAAUCAUUCCUGAUGUAAUAGAUAAAGCUCCCAAACACUUUUUGAUGGCCCUGUUUCGAGAAAAUGAUGAGAUGCCUGAGCUUGGAAACGUUUUAGACCCCAAUAACUUGGACUGGUAUCCAUAUCUUUCAAACUGGCCAUGUGACAAUACGUCUCUCUACACAUUCGUAAUGACAGAUCCUGACUCUCCCUCAAAAUACAAACCAAAGAUGCGGGAGUGGCAACACUGGUUGGUUGGCAACAUCCACGUGGCGGUUGAAGAGGGCGAUUUCUUACCGGAUGUUUUCGAAUCCGACAUGAUGUCUAAGUACAUUCCGCCGUAUCCAAAGAAGGGAACCGGUUUCCAUCGCAUUGUCUUUUUGGUGUACAAACAACCGAUGGGUCGAAUUGAAUUCAAAGAAAAGCUGUUGUCUUACAAAAUGUCGCAAUUAUCCAUUUCCUCCUCAGACGAUGAGCCAUUAAUCAUCACGGCGACGCCGCUGACUUCGCCUUCAACCACAGGAGCAGCCCUUCUCAGAGCGGCAGCCAAGCUGCAGACGUCCACACACACCCCCCCUCCCCAAGCGAGACAACCAACGCAACCCGCACAGGCCAGGCUGCAAACAUACAAGUCUCCCACAAGACAGCCAACGCGGCCCGCGAAGAUCACCUCCAGGGGCCCCAGUCGGCAGCACCCACAGAUGAGCCGGCCGCAUCCUUCCGCUAAGCCCGCAACCACGGUCUUCCGCCGGUUAGGCCCGCUGCCCACCGCGUCCGCGAGGAGCUCGGGCCCCUCCGUGGCCAGCACCACCACCAGGCUUACGCGAAAUCCAUCAGGUCCACCCCCCGCGGCAUUCAGCCCCCGGACAGCCGCACGCGUCCCUCGUGCAUUUACCAGCAAGCGCGCGUCUCGCGCCUCACCGCCGUCCACCCUAUAACGGACAGCCGAUCGCGUCAACCUCCAGCUGCCGCAAGACGACACCCCGGGCGGAAGCCUCCUCGCACGCCCGUCCGCCCCAAGCGAAAGCACCACGCGUCAGUUCGGAGGAAGACAUUCGCUCCCCUGCUCUCCCCUCUCUCUCCCGCGCUCACGACCUCAGAGUGGCGAAGGUUCCUUAAAACCUGUAGCUCGCUAGACACGCCUCCGGUGCUCUCCCCACUCCCGCCCACUCCUCCGAGGCCGAGACCAACCAGUGCGGUUCGCCCCUCCCCCAUCAUCGUAUCGGACGACCCGACCCCACCAUCAAAGGCCAGCACUGUGAUCCUGCCGCCAAGGACAGCCGUCCUACCAGCCAGACGAUUCGGUGACAUUUCUCACAUGGUCGAGGUCCGGAGCACCAGAGACGUAGCCACCCAGACAACUGUCACCCAGCCGGCACGGACCUCCGUCGCUACGACCACCACCUCUACCCAAACCCCGGCGGACUUUUUUUGGUCCCUCCUCCGCGCCUGGGUAAGGCGCCAACUGGAGCACCUGAUCGCCCGCUCCCGUAGCAGGGCAAAGGAACCUAUUCCUAUUCCUCAGAGAGUCCCUCUCUGAGGAUAUUAUUAUUAUAUAUUAUUUCUGCACUGAGGAUAAACCUCUUAGUUAUUCAUUUCCUUAUAAAAUUCAUCUCGUGAAGAUGAAGUAUUAGCUUUAAUUAGGUUUUAACACUUCAAUGUCAAUAUCAGCUUAAUAAUGAUUAAGGGGACACUUUAGAUUGUGACAUGAGGUGAAGGCAACUUUUAAUCUCUUGAAUCUCUUUUUUCAAAAAGUUUAUUUCUUCCAAUAGUUGUAAUCUCUCGUUACGGUGUUCUAUUUCCAUUGUUUGAAUUCGAUUUUUUAAUCUCUCAA